AUGGAUCGCCGGGAGGAGUUGAAGUUUUCUGAGCACGUCGUCAAGACGAGGAAGACGAUCCUGCCGAAGAGAGCGGCUUACCGGGGAUCAGAAUGCCGGAAGAGGGUCGUCCGGAUCCACUUCGAUGAUGUGGAUGCUACCGAUUCGUCGUCGAGUGACGGAGAGUGUGGCGCCCGCCGGCUUGUUAGGCGGCAGGUGCACGAGAUCGGGAUCGAGGUGGUUCCCGUGCCGCGGCGGAGGGCGGCGGUGACGAGGAAGGAGACGGCGGCGAGAGGAGGGGAGAGCGGGAGGAGGAAGUUCCGCGGGGUGCGGCGGCGGCCGUGGGGCCGAUGGGCCGCCGAGAUCCGCGACCCGCGCCAGCGGAAGCGGGUCUGGCUCGGGACGUUCGACACGGCCGAGGAGGCGGCCACGGUGUAUGACAUGGCCGCCGUGCGGCUGAAAGGCUCGAAGGCGGUGACCAACUUCCCGGCCGCGAGACCGGCGGCACAGACGACCGAGGAAGAAGAAGCGAAGUGCGAAGUCAGGGGAGGAGGCGGCGGCGGCGGCGUGACCGGGGCGCGCUCCUCUCCGACGUCAGUGCUCCAUUACGGCGACGAGUGGGCGCCGUUCGACUAUACCGGCAACGAGGAAGUCGACCCCUUCGGGUUCGGAGCUGACGCGUCCCCGCUAUUCUUCACGGAGUACUGCCGGCCGACGCGGCGAUUGUUGCAGGCGGAGUUCGGCGACUUCGACGCCGAGGAUUUCUCCUAG
Molecule: messenger RNA, 750 nt
Organism: Musa acuminata AAA Group (dessert banana)
Lineage: Eukaryota; Viridiplantae; Streptophyta; Magnoliopsida; Zingiberales; Musaceae
Product: pathogenesis-related genes transcriptional activator PTI6-like
Exons: 1
Coding region: 1-750 (249 amino acids)
Biological process (GO): regulation of DNA-templated transcription
Molecular function (GO): DNA binding; DNA-binding transcription factor activity
Source: RefSeq, a predicted model, not a curated record